AUGUCCAAGACAGUCCAACUCUUCGUGAUCGUGACAGCGGCGUUGUGCGGGAUGGUCUUCACGCUCAUCAGGUCAAAAAAAAUCGGCGGACUUGACUUCAAGUGCAAUCCGGUGAAUAUCUCCUACGCAACUGCGAUCACCUACGACCUUUGCGUGUCAGCUUGCGAAGGUGAACCACCAUCAUUCUCGCGCAUGUGGUUACUUCCCUAUCUCUCUCUCAUUUCACAGCUGCCGUUUGGCGCGAGACACCGUUUGGACAACUUCACUUCUGUUUUCCUGACCAUUGGGUCAACCAUGCUCGCGGGAUACACCUUGAUCUUAACAGUCCUCGAUAAUCGCUGGAUCGCUCGUCGUUUUGAGGCUCUGGCUUACCCGAACACCGUCUAUGCUGUUCGCGUUCUUACUUUUUUGCAUCAAGCACCCCUAAGAGUGGCGACCCAAAAAUCAUUACUCUCUUCUCUUGUCGUGCUACCACAGAACGAUGCCUGGUGGUAUGAUCUCGCCGACUUUCUCAAAUACACCCACACCUGGUCAAUUUCUGCAGCUACAUCCAUCAUAUGGGUCAUCGUGGCCUAUAUUCUUACUUUUGUCGAUUCCCUGGCGGACAACUCAAGCACUAAUUCAGCCUGGCUGUGGCUACCGGCCGUAGUCGUCGGAUGGCUGCAGUUGUCUCCAAAAUGCGAUUUUGGCCGCUUAAAAAGUGUACUCGAUCGUGCAAGCGCCAUGUCGUACGUUGCAAGCCACCAAGGGGCUGUACGUCAUUCUUUCCUAUCAAAUGAAAGGGCUAUAUCCAUAGCUGUCCACGGGGAUGAAAAGCUUGACUCCUCUGAUGAAGGCCGAAGUCCACCGAUAUUCAAUUAUGCAAGAGCACUGCCAUGGGCAAAAGCUGUAGAGGAGAUUUUUGCUACGUUUCUAUUGGCUUCGGAAUACGCAUGGGCUCGGCGGCCUAGUGAAAAUGGUGGUAUACACCCUGAUCAUCGUUCAGGGGACCGAGAUGCGGUAGACGCCUAUCGCAGGCCGCGACAACCUGCUUAUCGUAGCCAUUGGCCCUCUGGUAUCUUUACUCGCAUGUUGUUCGCUUCUUUAAUGGCGUCUGCAUUGCAAUGGGGAACAAUCGGAGUGGCUGCGCUCAAUGCCUGGUACUCGCCACCGAAAGCUCUAGGAUGUCUAUCCGGCGCAUUAUCCAAUAUCGUGUGGAUGAUGCUAAUUGUGUCUAGCGUCCUUUCGCAUUAUUCCAACUCUUACGAUAAAUCAUUUACAAGUCGACCUGCUCGCGCCGCACAUGCUGCUAGAACCACAUCAGAAAUUCAAUAUCGGCUUGGGAAAAUGAUUGCAACACGCAACACUAUAUGGAUAAUUGUUGUAUGUUUAUUUCAGCUCAGCACUCUCUAUAACGAAUGCUACUGUGAAUCCGCCAAGCUGGGCCUAGGGAAUAAGGCAGAUGUAAUUAUGGAGUAUCUUCCACGGGAGCUUGACCAAGUGCGGAUAAUGUGGACGGUAGCGCUGGUGGUAACGUCAGGAAGUGCACUUGGAUUGGUCGGGUUGAUCAGUCUCGUCCUUGAUUCUCAUAAAUGACACUCAAUGGCAAUGGGUUGUAAUUACUGAAUUUUAUACAAAUCUUAAUCUUAGAAAUGUAUGUUACAAACAGUAGUGCAGGUACUGUACUUGA
Molecule: messenger RNA, 1669 nt
Organism: Serpula lacrymans var. lacrymans S7.9
Lineage: Eukaryota; Fungi; Basidiomycota; Agaricomycetes; Boletales; Serpulaceae
Exons: 6
Coding region: 1-1575 (524 amino acids)
Source: RefSeq, a predicted model, not a curated record